AUAGAAGCAAUAGAUACUUCCACCAUUUGCACUACGAUUCUGCAGCUUCACCGCAUCGACUCACCAUAUCCACAGCUUCAUAUCCAUAUCCAAAUUGAUCCAAACCCUAGAAAACAAGAAUCCAACAGCAUUUGCGUCACAGAAAAGGAUCCUCAAUGAAUCAACAUGACUAGGGAUCGUAUAAUUGUACGAAGGACCUUUGAUUUGUUAUCAAACAGCUGAAUUCCGAAGGUAGAGAUAUUCCUGGAAUCAAAAAAGAGGAAAUCGAUUCUCUAUGCAGGCAUCCAAACAGAAUCAUUACCGGAAUCCUGCUGAAAAGAUGGAUCGGAAUCUAUACUCAGCUGAGAUAGACCAAGGAGGUCGUUUUUCCGUUCAGACACCUGAAUUUGGUAACUACUCUUCUUCUACAGCCAGUUUCUCCUCAAAUGGCAGCCCCAUUUCACAACCAGAUUCUCACUCCUACCGGCCAGACAUAUAUCAUUCACCCGACUAUACUUACGCCGCACAUGUAAGUAGGGUUGGUUUUGCAGAUAAUACCGAAGAUCUAGAGUACAGGCUGAGAGAACUAGAGAGCGCUAUGCUAGGAACCGAUCAAGAUUCUAUGGGAUCUUAUGAUGUUCCUUCUUCUUGGUGUGGAACUAAUCAAACAGCUUCUAAAACAAUAACAGAGAUGAUAUCUAGAGGGGACUUCAAAGAAUUGCUUCUUGCGUGUGCUAAAUCAGUAGCAGAAAACGAAUCAAUAACCGCCAACUGGUUGAUGUCGGAGUUACGCCCGAUGGUGUCGGUUUCUGGUGAUCCAUCACGUAGAUUAGGAGCUUACAUGUUGGAAGGGCUGGUUGCAAGAUUAUCUUCUUCGGGCAGCUCUAUCUACAAAGGUCUAAGGUGCAAAGAACCAACCGGUGGUGACCUCCUUUCUUAUAUGCGUUUACUCUAUGAUGCCUGCCCUUAUUUCAAAUUUGGGUUUUUGGCCGCCAAUGGAGCGAUUGCUGAAGCAAUGAAGAACGAAUCCAGAAUCCAUAUAAUUGAUUUUCAGAUCGGUCAUGGUAGUCAAUGGGUGACCCUAAUCAAGGCUCUUGCUUCUCGGCCUGGUGGACCUCCUAAGCUUCGGAUCACAGGUGUUGACGAUAGCACAAGUGCGCAUGCUAGAGGUGGAGGAGUUAGUAUCAUUGGUCAACGGCUAGCGGAUCUUGCUGAAUCUUGUAACAUCCCAUUUGAGUUUCAUGGUGUGACAGUCUUUGGUUCCGAGAUUGAGGUUGAACAUCUUGGUAUUCAGCCUGGAGAACCGUUGGCUGUUAAUUUCGCAUUUAUGCUUCAUCACAUGCCAGAUGAGAGCGUGGAUCCUCGGAAUCACAGAGACCGACUGUUGAGACUCGUCAAGAGCUUGUCUCCCAAAGUUGUAACACUCGUUGAACAAGAAUCCAACGUGAAUACCGCCCCAUUCUUUCACAGGUUCCAGGAAACGCUCAACUAUUAUACAGCGAUCUUUGAAUCAAUCGACGUGACUCUUCCUAGGGAUCAUCAAGAGCGAAUUAACGUCGAACAGCAUUGUCUUGCUCGUGAUAUAGUGAACAUUAUAGCGUGUGAGGAGGCCGAGAGGGUGGAAAGACAUGAACUUCUUGGGAAAUGGAGGUCUCGGUUUACUAUGGCUGGAUUCAAAGCAUACCCUCUAAAUUCAUAUGUGAAUGGCACCAUCAAGGCUUUGCUUGCGAACUACUCUGAAAAGUAUAGAUUUGAAGAACGAGAUGGGGCUCUGUUUCUUGGCUGGAUGGAUCGUGAUUUGGUUGCUUCUUGUGCAUGGCAAUGAAUCCAAUCAAUGCAACAACCUACGCCAAAGCUUGUAAGUUUUAGAUGGUAAUCUUUAGCAAUGUAUUAUAUGACAGAUUUCUGGUAAUAAAUGAUUGAUAUUUUCAACGUA
Messenger RNA from Cynara cardunculus var. scolymus (artichoke), 1915 nucleotides. RefSeq names its product scarecrow-like protein 21. The record is from RefSeq and is a predicted model, not a curated record. Lineage: Eukaryota; Viridiplantae; Streptophyta; Magnoliopsida; Asterales; Asteraceae. Gene Ontology annotation, biological process: regulation of DNA-templated transcription. Gene Ontology annotation, cellular component: nucleus. Gene Ontology annotation, molecular function: sequence-specific DNA binding; DNA-binding transcription factor activity. The coding region runs from base 275 to 1804 and encodes 509 amino acids. The transcript has 2 exons.